GACAUAGUUACCUGUGUAUUUAAAGGCCACACUAAUUGACACAGGUGUGGCGCAUCCAGGAGGUAAAUUGUUUUUGACUGUGGCGGACUGUUGGAAAGAUUUUGCUCUUUCUUAAUAUUGAUGGACUCCAGAAGAAUGCCGCGGGACAACAAAACUCCUCUUAUCCAGAAAAUAGCCAAGCAGGCCUACACCACUUUUAACGGCCUCAAGUCUUCGUCCGGCGGGGAGAAUAAAGUUGUGGCGGACAAAAUGAGUGAACUAAUCUCCUUGGUGACCGCCGUUAGAGCUGCUGACCUGAAAAUUGCUCCCCGCAAAACCAAGCCGAGCUCCGGGGCGGGAGAGCUCCAGAGCCCCCCGGUAACCUACAUGCACAUCUGCGAGACGGACGUGUUCAGCAUGGGGGUGUUCCUGCUGAGGACCGGAGCCUCCAUCCCGCUGCACGACCACCCGGGGAUGAACGGGAUGCUCAAGGUUCUCUAUGGGAAAGUCAGCGUUCGUUGCUUCGACAAGCUGGAGGAUAAGGUCAACGGCAGCCCCGUCCCUCCUGAGUUUGACCCCCCGUUGGCUCCUUUGCAGAUGGGCUCCGUGUGGCGCUCCGUGCUCCGCUCAGACACAGAGUACUCGGAGACCAGCGGGCCGUGCCUUCUCACUCCUGUGCGGGAUAACCUCCAUCAGAUCGACGCCGUGGAGGGACCUGCUGCUUUCCUGGAUAUCCUGGCGCCGCCAUACAAUCCAGACGACGGCCGGGACUGUCACUAUUACAAGGUUCUGCAAACAGUGGCGGACAAAGGAAAAGAUGCAAAGAGCAACCCGGAGCAGCAGGGAGAGAAGGAGAAAGACCAGACAUGGCUGCUGGAAGUCCCUCAGCCGGAGGACUUCUGGUGUGGUGGGGAACCCUACCCAGGCCCUGCAGUCUCUGUCUAAGCGAAUCACACUGCAGUGUAUGACAGACAUAAUACUGGGACAUGCAUCCAUCCACAAGGGUCAAUUUAGUUUUGUACUCUUCCAUAGGAAAGCCAAAUAUCUAGGUUGUUAUAAUGCCUUGUUAGAGGAUGCAGCAGGGCAAACAAGGGUUUGAACUGUGACACUCCAGCCAGAAUAAGUCCAGUGAACUGCCUUCCACUAACCUUAAGCAUCCCUGCCAGUAUUGGGAGACGUGUUGACACAAGGAAUUCCUUUUCCUAAUGUGGUAUAUUUCUUUGGACCAUUAUGUUGCCUUGCACACACCAGAAUGUUGUCAGCCAAACGUUGUGUGAAUGCUGGGUUAUCAUUAGCAUCUAUGCUUUGUUUUGGAAAGUUUUUUUUUUUGUCUGCUGCCGAUGACUCUAACAUGACACCAAAGACUCAAGUUGUACCUGCCUUAUGUGUGAAUGUAUACUUAACGAGGACGCUGUUUCUAUUGGAUACACUCACUUCUUGCUCCAAAGUGCACACACUAUAUCAUAUGUACUUUAUUUUCUUUAUAUUCCUUUAACUUAUUCCAGAUAAUAUAAUUACCAAACAGGUCUGGUCAGUUAUGGGAUGAAAAAGCUGAUGUUCAGUGACUUCUACAUACUCUGUGAUGUAUUAUACUGUCAUUUCACUUCAUGUUCCUUCAUCUGGAGUCACAGUAUAUGGCGCAUAUAAUGCAUCAUUUAAAAAGCUUACUGAAAUCAUGAAAUGAAAAAGAGUUGGAAAUGAAAGCUGUAUUGGAGAGCUAUAGCGUUUUUAUGGUAAAAGCUGACAUAUUUUCUUUACUACUUUUUACACUGUAUCAUUCCAGUCUGUAUGCUACUGUACACUACUUUAGCUUGUAUCUUAACUUUGCUCUGGCUUACAUUUGACUCCACACAGAUUUAUGUGCCAGUUUGACAAUGGUUGUGUUAUUUUGAUGUUGUAUGUGGAACAUGAAUAAAAAUAAAAAGUGCUUUAUUGUUCUCAA
This is a messenger RNA of Amphiprion ocellaris (clown anemonefish), 1921 nucleotides long. RefSeq names its product 2-aminoethanethiol (cysteamine) dioxygenase a (gene adoa). The record is from RefSeq and is a predicted model, not a curated record. Gene Ontology annotation, molecular function: oxidoreductase activity, acting on single donors with incorporation of molecular oxygen, incorporation of two atoms of oxygen. Gene Ontology annotation, cellular component: mitochondrion. The transcript has 3 exons. Lineage: Eukaryota; Metazoa; Chordata; Actinopteri; Pomacentridae. Bases 121 to 924 code for a protein of 267 amino acids.